ACGUAUGCAGUAUUCGUUCUCAACCAAGUCGGAUAGCACAAAAUUUUAUUAUUGAAAUGGAUUCUUUUAACAUUUCGUCAGAAUGUUCAGCAACAAGUGUGGGCAGAGCUAAUAAUCUCCUUGUUGCAAUGAUACAAUUACUGACAGCAGCACAUUGUCACGUUUCACGACCGUCAAUGUGGCCACCAGACUAUGGAGAAAUAGUGUCACAAGGAGAAUUUGGUAGCUAUGACUUCAUUGUCGUGGGAUCCGGCUCAGCCGGUGCUAUAGUUGCUAGUCGGCUAAGCGAGAUCGAAAAUUGGAAUGUUCUACUGCUCGAAGCUGGUGGAGAUCCUCCAAUCGAAUCUCAAGUACCUGUGUUCGUUUUCGAGCAAUUGAAAACCCGGGUGGACUGGCAAUUCUAUGGACAUUCUUCAAUGGCCUGCCAAAUUAAUGGAAAAGACGGUUGUUAUCUGCCCCGUGGCAAAAUGCUAGGAGGAACGUCAUCAUUAAAUUCAAUGAAUUUUAUGCGCGGAUAUUCAAAUGAUUUCAAUGAAUGGGCUGAUGCGGGGAAUGCAGGCUGGAGUUACGAGGACAUUCUGCCAUAUUUCAAAAAGUACGAAGGUAAUCUGAAUAAGAAAUUUGUGGCUCACAUGGACGGCAAAUACCACAGCUCAUCGGGUCCAGUGAAAAUCUCCUCUCCAAAUACAUCCAAGCUCGAUCAGAAGGUUAUUUCAUUUUUGAAUGAUUUCGGCCUCGAAUUUAUUGAAGACAUUAAUGCUGAAGCUGCACCGUCCUCUGGGUAUACUUUGCUACAAAAAUAUCAUUCGAAUGGUCAGCGUAGCGGGACAGCGUAUUCGUUCCUAUCGAAAGUAACGGAUAGGAAAAAUUUGCAUGUUGUGAAGCACGCAUACGUGGAUCGAGUUUUGUUAGACGAGAAUAACGUUGCGUACGGGGUUGAAUUCACUUAUAAAGGUGAACAUAAAAGGAUCGUAAAUUGUACGAAAGAAGUUAUCGUUUCGGCCGGGGCGUUACAAAGCCCAACAUUGUUGAUGCGAUCUGGUAUUGGACCGAAACAACAUGUCGAAGAACUCGGAAUUCCGUGCAAAGCUGACCUAUCUGUUGGUGAUAACUUUAUGGAUCACGUUUCCACAUUCCUUGUAUUCAAGUACACUAACAUCACGUCGAAACCAGCUUCUCCAAUGAUAAUGAUACACAAAUUAUAUGAAUAUUUGAUGAUGGAUCUAAACGCUCUCAGCACAACACCGGUCCUAAUGGUUCAAGUGGAUACAACAAAUAUUACUGGGAUACCGGACGUUGCUCUCGACUUUGGCCACCUUUUCCAAGGAUAUCCCAAAGAUCUGUUGAAAAGCUCGAAUGUCUACACUGGUCUAGAUAGCCUCAACGAUGCUAUCGCGGAAGCGAACCAGAACUCGGCAAUUCUGUUUUUAUGGAUUGCUGGACUAAAGUCAGCAUCGAAAGGUUUCAUACGACUUGACGAAAACCUCCGCGAGAACAUCACUGCGAAUUAUUUGAGCGCAGCGAGCGACAGAACGGCACUGAUUCGUGGAAUCAAAUAUGCAAUUCGGCUGAUGAAAUCGGACGCAUUCCGCACAGCUGGAACCGAAUUGAUUCGAUUCGACUUGAAGGACUGUGAUGCCCAUGAAUAUUUGUCGGAUGAAUAUUGGGAGUGUUACAUAACGCACAUCUCAAAUUCAAUUGGACAUGCUGUUGGCACUAGUAAAAUGGGAAUCGAUUCGGAAGCAGUGGUCGAUGCAGAGUUAAAGGUUCACAAAACUAAGGGCCUACGACAAAUUGACUGUGGCGUCAUUCCUAUCAGUAUCAGUGGAUUCACGAACGGAGUUGCCAUGAUGAUUGCUGAAAAAGGAUCUGAUCUCAUAAAAGAAACUUAUUUGCAACACACUUCGACUGACAGUCAGGAUAAAAUGGUUUCUGAUACUGAAACAGUGAGGAAACCGACGUCACACCGAACCAUUCGAGAAGACUUAUGAGUUCUUAAACCGCGGCUGUUUCACCAACCUUUUGAUUGUUAACAAGAAUAUUAAACGGAACUUCUUUCUGAUUAUAAUUCUUAUCAGGUGACGCAGGUCCUAUACUAUAAUCAAUUUCAAGGAAUCUUAGGGACUAAAGAACAUAUUUACAAAAAGAAUUAAUAUAAACGGUUGAAAUAAAGAGAAUUAAAAAGUCAGAUACACAUAGGGCAGUUUAAAAUUAAUAAUUUUAGAGAUAAAAAAGACAGUUGAAAAUAAAUAAAAAAG
Molecule: messenger RNA, 2258 nt
Organism: Bradysia coprophila
Lineage: Eukaryota; Metazoa; Arthropoda; Insecta; Diptera; Sciaridae
Product: glucose dehydrogenase [FAD, quinone]-like
Molecular function (GO): oxidoreductase activity, acting on CH-OH group of donors; flavin adenine dinucleotide binding
Source: RefSeq, a predicted model, not a curated record